UUGUAGAUCAAUGGAGAUUCAAAUCAAACGGAUGCAAUAUGAAAAAAGACACAUCUCAAGUGUUAAUUUAAAGCUAACCUAAAUGCUAAGAGAGCUUAUUUGGUUUAUACUACUAUAUACUACUAUACUACUAUACUAUACUAUUUAUUAGUAUGAUGAUGAUGGUGAUUAUUAUUAUAAAUUUCCUUUUAAGUCUAGUAGGUUUUAUGGCAGAUGAACUGGAUUUACGACCUGUCUCUAGGCAACAGAACGCCUAACCUGCUGCAGUGCGACAACGGGGACGAGUCAGGGCUAUAGAUACCUACGGAACCAUCCAAAAAAACUUUAUUCGUCUCAGUUAUUACAGGACGUGACCACUGAGUUUGUAUUUUAACAGCACAGUCUGUUGCUAACGCGUUUCUCGCGCUACUGGGUUCAAAAAUUUACAAACACCUAAGUACUAGUACGUUCUUACUUAGCUAGCUGGUAUGCUAGCUGAUUGAAGCUAAUGCUGCCUUGAAGGACUAUCGGAAUUCCUGGAGUUAUGAAUAGAAUUGAGCUUGGAGGUUUGUUCUUGACCUAAUAAAUAAUAGUUUAACUGAAGAUUGUAGUCAAGAUAGCUACGUUGGUAACAAUACUUGCGCAAGACUUGUCCACUUAGAUAAAAGUGAGCACAUUUUCUAUGGCACUGUACACUUUGAACUUUUAAAAUUUAUCUUGACAUCGCAAAGCCGUCAUAGCUGGUCGUGACGCCUCUGGGUUUGUGAUUUCUGGUUUACGAGGGCAACCUGAAGGCAGCAGCUUCUGUCCCGCAAACUUAGCUAGCAGUUAGCCGGUAGGAGAGGACCGCAGCAUCAGCAUCAUCUAAACACAAUGGCAUAAAACAGGCACCAGCUCGGUUCAUUGUUCGAGACGACGGGGAGGAAUAUCUGUGACACCAGAUAAAGAUGAGCCGCUUCUGCUCGGACAACAACAACUUUCCCUAUGACAACAACGUCCUAGUUUUGGACAUGGUGCUGGGCUCUCUGUGGGGAGUGCCCCAGCCCAUAAACUGGGACAAUGUUGCCAAGCUAGUUCCAGGAUUCACUCCCAAGGAGUGUGCCCGUCGAUUUGAAGAGCUGAAGAACACAGGGGGCUUUCCUCAUGUGGACAACCAAUGUAAUGCCCUGACAGAAGAAAGCACCUCCCCUCCAGACGGCCUGUCCACUCUGCUGGAGAGCGGGGAGAUGGUGGAGACGGGCAGCAGCCACUGCACCAGCAAAGUUACAGGCUCCAAAUCAACGCUCUCAGGAAGGGUUGGUGCUGUGGAGAAGAAAGAGAAAAGAGUCUCAGUAGAAGAGGAUGACAAACCUCAGAAGCCACGGGAUCCCAACAUGGUAAUCCACGUGUGUGACGAGACCAAGAACCUGAAGCAGGACUUCACAUGCCCCAGAGAUCUUCUAGUUAAAGAGAUGCGUUACUUUGCUGAGUACUUGUCUGUGGACCCCCAGAGAUGGGAAGAGGUGGACAUCUCUGUUCACUGUGAUGUGCAGAUCUUUGACUGGCUCAUGAACUAUGUCAGGAGGAACUCAGCGGGAGAGGGAAACAAGGACAAACCCCGGCUCGAGCCCAGCAAUGUGAUCUCAAUCCUGAUCUCCUCCGAGUUCUUGAAGAUGGAUACGUUAGUGGAGGAAUGUAUCCAUUACUGCCACAAACACAUGAGUGCCAUCGUUGCUACUCCCUGCAACAUGAACUGCAUCAACAGCAACCUGGCAACACGCAUCGCUGAGCUCUUCAACCACAACGAGGCUGACGACAUCAGGGACAAAAAAGACAAGUUCAAGAGCAAAUUGUUCCAGAAGAAAAUUGAGCGUCUCUUCGAUCCCAACUAUCAGAGCAGAGAUUCACCGGGGAAUGCCUCAACUCUCUACAGGUGUGGUCUGUGCCUUAAGCUGCUGACCAAAGACACAGAGAGGAAGAUUUCUUGUGUUCCAGGGAAAAUCAACAUUGAUGCUCAAGGAGAGAUCAUCUAUACACACACUAGACAGAAGAGCUGGGAUGUGCAUGAAUAUCUCACUGGUCUGUAUGAGGAGCUCAAGUCCUGGGUCCUGGUCUAUUGGAGAAUCUGGGGUACCAUCAACUACCUCACCUGCUCCCGAUGCCAACAGGUAUUUGUGUGUGCAGAGCUGACCCACUGCAAGUACCACCCAGACAGUGUGCUGUACCCCGGGCUGGGUGCCGAGAAAGGCUUACAUGGUGCAGGAAUCUACCCCUGCUGCAACCAGAGGGUUCUCCGCUUUGACCCCACUGGUAUGCCCAAGGGCUGUAAGAUGAGAGACCACAUAGUGAACAUACCUGAUGAAGAGAACUGUGAUGAUGUGACCUCAGCCCAGACCAGAGUCCUCAACGACCUGCUGCUGCACAGAGACGCAGUGUGUGUGUCAAACACACCACCUGCAGAUGGUACUGAGGAGAGUCCAUCCAAUGCAGAAAAGGUUCAGGACUGUGACGUCCUCUUGGAGCCAACACUCCUCGGACCGCUGAGAGGAGACGGCAGCACUUUUUCCCUCUUGAAAAACUGGAGUCUGCAACUGAGGCAGCAGUCUCUCCUGUCAGAGGAUGAGGAAUACACCACAGGGUCAGAGGUCACUGAAGAUGAAGUGGGGGAUGAAGAGGAGCUGUCCAAGAAACAAGCUGCCAAGAAGGCCAAGAAGGCCCACAGACCUCUGAAAAAACAAAUGUCCUCUCCAAACUUCCAACGCAAAGAGAAACCAGAGAAAUCACAGACCAGGGACAACACACCUUUCACAGUGAGCGUCCAGAAAAGUAAGUGGGACAGCUCUCGCUCCAUGCGCUACAACCAGGAUGCUCAGAGAGAAGAAGACCAGCGUCGCAUGGUGGAGAUCGUCGGCUACCUGACUAAGAUGAGGUUUGGAGAUCAGGAACAGAGCAAAUCCAAGGACACUAAAGAGCCUGCGGGGGGAAUCUACUCCAGACUGGAAGCGCAAUUUAAGACUGCCUCUCAAGCCAGACAGAGUUCAGAGAAGACACCCAGAUCUAAGAUACGCUACGCUCAGAUCCGGACAACAUAAAAGACUGGACAGGAGAAAGGGCACUGAGCUGUUGAAGACACAAACAUGAAAUGUGAUGAAGUCAAUAGAACAAAGGGGGAGAGGCGAGAUCCUCCUGUGAGGGCUCCGUACAGCAAAAUAAUACAGUUCCUCUAGCACCACCACCACCACCUAAAAACCUAGCUGUGGACUCUCUCCUCACCCUCACCCCCUGUCAGUCCUCCUUCCCCUCUCUGCUUAACUCAGGUGACUACGUAUGGAUCACCAUUAACUGCACCCUCUGUCACUCAGCUAGCUGUUUAUUUUUGCAGCUGUGACCAGUCCUUGAAAAACAAGGAGAGCUCUGGAUCCAGCUCAGCUCAUAGGAAAUGCACUUUGACUGAUCUCAGUGUUUCUUCAGGAUUUUUUUGGAGCCAGUCAGGUGGGGUCAGGGUUUCUACAAAGGACAACAUGAGAAAUGGUAGUUUAGGCAAUUCAUUUCUGAUUCUCAUUUUACUUGAAGAUCUGAAUUGUUUAGAUCCUCUAAACACUUAAAUAACUGAUCCCAGAUCCUCCAUCUGCUAAAGGCCAGAUGGAGGAUGAAAUGUUAAAUGCAUCAACAUAAUUCAGCUUGUUUCAGUUAAACUGCUCAUCACAGUACAUCAGUACAUUUAACUCUGUACUAAUUCUCAUUGUCUUCAGUGGUGAAGCCCAGCCAUCUGGAUGAGACAGAUGCUACAAUUAUUGACAGUUAUUCCCCCAGGUUCUGGUAGAGAUAUAGUUCUAGUCAUUUCUAUCUGUACUGGAAUGUGAGUGUACUGUACAAGGCUGGGACCAAUAAAACAUGAAUGACACUGAA
Molecule: messenger RNA, 3867 nt
Organism: Lates calcarifer (barramundi perch)
Lineage: Eukaryota; Metazoa; Chordata; Actinopteri; Centropomidae
Gene: sanbr
Product: SANT and BTB domain regulator of CSR
Exons: 21
Coding region: 927-3050 (707 amino acids)
Source: RefSeq, a predicted model, not a curated record